Messenger RNA from Trypanosoma theileri, 741 nucleotides. RefSeq lists its product as uncharacterized. Bases 1 to 741 code for a protein of 246 amino acids. The transcript has a single exon. The record is from RefSeq and is a predicted model, not a curated record. Lineage: Eukaryota; Euglenozoa; Kinetoplastea; Trypanosomatida; Trypanosomatidae.
AUGGGACGCGGCACAUAUCCGCCACUCUGGAGACUUGUACCUCCCCGUCUCGGGUCAUCUGCCGCGGCGGUGUUUGUCACUCUUGCUGUUUCUGCCACCACGCCGGUGCUGGCUGCAGAUGCUGCAGAUCAGAUGAAUGGUAUCGGAAUGCCGAUCCUCUACUUGGCAUUUCUUCUUUGCAUUGCGUUGGUUACGCGAAAUCGAUUGAUUGAUGCGUUUUACGCCUCAAGGGGUGAUACGGCUACCUUCAUGUGCUUUUCUGCUGCUCUUGCAAAUAUGGCGCUCUCUGUUUUUCUCUACUUCAGCACCGCAUAUAACUAUGGCCUUGUCACUACGGUUUUGGCGUAUAGCAUGGCAUUUUUGAAGGUAAAUGGCCCCCGUGAACUGCACUCAAGGUGGCUACUUGCAGUAUAUCUGGCGUGGUUUCUUUUUCUUCUUGGCUUUCCAACUGCAUGGGGUCCAGGUAUCAUGAAAGCUACGAAUCGAGAAGAUUGUCUUUCGUUUUACGGAACUUUUGCAUCGACGAUGUGCGUUGAUGGAUGGGUUACCUUUGUGAAGAUUGUAUCUUGUAUUAUUGUAAGCAUAACGUUGUUUUCAGUACUUCUCGUAGUAGCAAUGGUUAUGGGUGUGGAUGAUGUGUUACUUUCUGCAGCUAUUUUAUCUGGUGACCAUGUGCAAGAGACUGUGAUAACGGAACCUUUAGUGAGAGAUUCAUCAUCGGUAACAUAUCAUCGAAUUUAG